Molecule: messenger RNA, 302 nt
Organism: Drosophila bipectinata
Lineage: Eukaryota; Metazoa; Arthropoda; Insecta; Diptera; Drosophilidae
Source: RefSeq, a predicted model, not a curated record
UUUUAUUCAUAUUUCCAGCUUGUUCUAUUUUUUGUAACCUUAAUGGUUCAGACUUCCCUGGCUACAGUUCAGCCAAAGGCGCCGAAUUUCCAGUACUUUGAAAGACCCAAAUACCGUUACCCCUAUUAUGAUGAACAUGGCCGAGGAAAGCUUCUAUAUGGAUAUGGCGGACCAGAAUUGUAUCAGUACAAGACCUACACGCCUCUGGAAGGCAUACACUGAACCUAUUUAUUUCUAAGUUGUCUUCUAGAUAAUAAUUUAUAUUCUCCGCUUUAUUUAAAUUAAAUCUUUUAAAAACAAUA